Messenger RNA from Mobula hypostoma (lesser devil ray), 924 nucleotides. RefSeq names its product probable G-protein coupled receptor 139. NCBI's taxonomy places the organism in Eukaryota, Metazoa, Chordata, Chondrichthyes, Myliobatiformes, Myliobatidae. Gene Ontology annotation, molecular function: G protein-coupled receptor activity. Gene Ontology annotation, biological process: phospholipase C-activating G protein-coupled receptor signaling pathway. Bases 1 to 924 code for a protein of 307 amino acids. The transcript is spliced from 2 exons. Gene Ontology annotation, cellular component: plasma membrane. The record is from RefSeq and is a predicted model, not a curated record.
AUGUUACCAGAACUGGAGGGCUUUGUUAACUUAGUGGCGAUUGUGAUCCUGUCUCUGAGAAACUGCGGACUCUCUGAAUGCAUCUCCCUUUACCUGGUGGGAAUGGCAGCAGCUGAUUUAAUGGGUGUUAUUUUUGCUGUUGUACUCUCUGAGAUCAAUAAUAUUUAUAUUUAUGCCCUUCCUUUGCUCAUUACACCGAUUUGCUCCGUGUCUCAUGUACUGAGGCUCGCAACCAUGGACUGUUCUGUUUGGCUCACGGUGGCUUUCACGUUUGAUCGCUGUAUUGCAAUCUGUUGUCAAAAGCUGCGGGAACGAUACUGCACCGAGAGGACAGCGACUAUUGUGAUAGUAAUUGGGUGUUUAGGAAGUUGUGCGAAAAGUGUUCCAGUGUACUUUCUUUUAGAACCUCACCUUAUCAUUGAUAACGUACCCUGGCGAUGCAUUUUCAGAACGGAUUACUUCACUGUACCAAUGUGGAAGGCAUACCAGUCGUUUAACACUAUCACUACUCCUUUAUUGCCGAUCGGUUUGAUUUUACUGUUUAGUGCUUUAACAGUCAGUCACAUUAUCGCGGCAAACAGAGCUCGCCGGGGGCUCAGGAACAGCAGCGAGAAAAGGAAUGAUCCAGAGAUGGAGAACCGGAGAAAGUCAAUAAUUUUGUUGUUCGCUCUGUCAGCCAAUUUCAUAUUGUUGUGGAUGCUCUUUAUUGUAUACACUAUGAAUUGGCAAGUCGAGAAUUACUUUUACACAAAUAGGUAUUUGAAUACCCCGACGUAUAUCCUGCAACAGUUUGGGUUUAUGUCGCAGUUUCGGUCCACCUGCACCAACACGUGUAUCUACACUCUGUCACAGAGGAAAUUCAGGGAGGAGCUGAAGGCUGGAGUCAAACAUCUGAUGACGUUAUGUGGUCGGCUCUGUGGGUAA